AUGAUGCGUUUUUCUGCGAUGGCGCGCUGCGCUUCGGCCGGCGGCAGCCUCAGCGCCCGCUUAGCGGAGUUGGCGCAGCGCGUCGAGGGGUACCUCGCGUCUCGCAGCACGGCGGCCACGGCCCACGACGAUGGCCUCUGGGAGCAGGUGUUGUCUACCGCUCACUGCGCUCGGUCCCUUAAGGAGACGGACACGGCGUUGGCCAUCGUGUUUCGCCUUUUGCGCUGCGGCUGUCGCCCGUCAUGCGGCGCUGUGUGGCCGGGGCUCAUUCGUGACCUAGCUCCGUACAGCGACAUUGAGGCCAACGCUGUCCUCUCCUACCCUGGUGUGCCGGAAGGGUCUGAUGGCGGGAGCGAGGCCGCCCCCGCGCAGCCUGCUAGAGAGCCCAGGGAGAUGCCUGCUGUGGGAUCUGAGUUGGAUAUGGCAGACAUCCCUCCACUGCUGCGUCCCACACGUGCGACUUUGUUGAUGACGGGUGGCGUUGUGCCGCUAAGCGCGCGGGUGCCUUGCAGUGACGGUGGGGCACUUAGCGCUUUACUCGAGGCGUUUUGUAGCGCGUAUGACGCAUCGGACGGCAGUGGCGACGGUGACAAUGCGCCGACUGUCGCGCAUUUACAGGAGGUGUCAGCUGCUGUUGUGUCUGCACUGCAGCCGAUCACCGCGACGCUUCUCUUGACAGAGUUGAGUCCACUGGCGAGGGCGCUCGUGCGUUUUUUUCGGCUUCUUUUUGAAUUCUCCACGCGGCAGUCAGUGAAAGAGCCGCACCUCGCGGAGCAAUUCGCGAAGAAGCUGACAAAACUGCUGCCGGAUAACGCGCUGGGGGCGCGAAUAGUGCUACUUUUUCUCGCCGAGCGACACGCGGAGUUUGGCGACGAAAUGAUGCACCUGCCGCUAGUACGCCUCGCCGCGAGAGGGGUUUGGCGUCACUAUGAGAAGCAUGAAAGUUUUUCGUGUCUGCGACACCUGCGGCAGGUGAACGAGGCGGUGGAUGUCACGCUGCAGCGGAAUGCGAACGGUGGAAACCCGCUUGCGGUGGAUGAGGCAGACGAGGCGGCACUUCGAUUGUUGUUGUCCCUUGCGUUGCUCCGAGCCAUGCGUGUGGAGGCCAUAUCCCCUGACGUUUUUUUAGGCGAUGCCGUUGACAUUGUGGAUCGCACUCCCAUGACACUUUCUAUAGAGUACGAGCUGAUUGUAGCCAAGGUGCAGCUGCUGGACUUAUUCCUCGACGACGCGGCAAGCUCAGGUGCUAUCUAUGACGAUUUGCUGCAGUCGUUGCGUGCCCUUGUGGAGCUUCGCCCGCGAGAGAAUGUCGACGGCGACACAUCUGCCACCACGGACGUGACGACGCAAGAAAUGAAAGGGGAGGAAGAGGAGGAAGAAGAAGCGAGGACGUUGGCACGGCAACACUUUCAGGAGGCGCAUCGUCUUGUGCUGACGGCCUUCGCCCGCUCCCAGGUGGAGGAGCGCCUGAACCAGGCCUACUCCAUCCUGGUGACCCACAAGUACCAUGGCCUGAUAAUCGCCAAGGACGCGGUUAAUCCGCUCUUGGACGCCCUUAGCCGCCGUGGAGAUUGUCGAGUUUUCAACAUCGUCGAUCUAUGUGUCUUGUAUAGCGGCAGCCACAUUGACUACGACACUCUCACCUACCUUUUUAGGGCUUGCCGUGUGGCCGGUGACUUCUACCGCGCCCGCACUCUGUAUCAGCUACUGCGAGAGAUGAUACCAGGGUUUCUACUGCGGGCACCGGAGGCCAUCAAAGACGCUUUGCAGGAGCUGAAGAUACUGCAACCGGAGCCGGCCCAUUUGUUUCCCGCAUCUCUUGCGGUAGAUGGGGACGAGGCGGCUGCGGCUGUGUCGUAUGAAGGUGUCCUGGCUGACGAGGCAUUGGCCACACGCCAACGAGGGCCUAUUCGAGAAUUGCCAACAAGGCGCACCGAGGCACCUUCUUGA
Messenger RNA from Trypanosoma rangeli, 1950 nucleotides. RefSeq lists its product as uncharacterized. The transcript has a single exon. The coding region runs from base 1 to 1950 and encodes 649 amino acids. The record is from RefSeq and is a predicted model, not a curated record. Lineage: Eukaryota; Euglenozoa; Kinetoplastea; Trypanosomatida; Trypanosomatidae.